Molecule: messenger RNA, 1344 nt
Organism: Theileria orientalis strain Shintoku
Lineage: Eukaryota; Apicomplexa; Aconoidasida; Piroplasmida; Theileriidae
Exons: 13
Biological process (GO): transcription elongation by RNA polymerase II; post-transcriptional tethering of RNA polymerase II gene DNA at nuclear periphery; poly(A)+ mRNA export from nucleus
Cellular component (GO): transcription export complex 2
Molecular function (GO): RNA binding; double-stranded DNA binding
Source: RefSeq, a predicted model, not a curated record
UUGUAUGGUUCUAGUGGUGUAUUAAGCAGUAAAUAUUCACUAUUUUUCUUUUUAAAACUUCAAAUGUACGAGCAUAACUAUAAUGUAAUAAAAGAGUGGUUAUUUCAAGUCUACAAAGCCUUAGAAAACCGGAAUGGAGGUAUAUUGGCAUUGCUACUGUCCUCGAAGUGCGACAAACUAUCACGCAAGAACUUAUACGGUUUUCAAGAGGAAGUUGCGCAGAAUUUGUGCCGAGGAUCUUUUGCAAUAUUCGACAAGCAAUUGACAUCCGGCUUUGACCAGUUUUUCUCGGACUUUGUAAAAUUAAAAGUAGCUAUCGCAAAUUUUAGAUCGAACAUGGACGAUAUUUUAAAACGGGCCUUCAGAUUAGUGGAUUUAUGGCUCGACAUCUAUUUGGAUGACAAUCUAUUCGAUCACCACUGGCUGGUUCCAGCCUUAUACUCUCUCUGUAAUUUUACCAGAACUAUAGGACUAGUUGCCGAUAGAUGUAGUUCACUUUCAAUGGAUUAUCUUGAUAAUGAAUUUGAGACUGAUAAGGACAAGUACAUGAAACAGGUUUUAAACAACGUUAGAAGUAAGAUGGGAAGGGUGCGAGGAGACGAGUCACGCCACUCAGCCUACAUCGUGUUACUUGCACAGUCAAUUAAGGGGUGUAUGCAGCUCGGAAAUAUGCAAAUGGCUGCUGGUUUUCUGAAGGCCAUUGAAUCAACGAACAUAAACUAUAAGAGAGCGUUGAGAGUGCCCCUGAUUAACUAUCGCUUCUACUUGGGCAAGCUGCAUAUGCAAUACAACGAGUUUCUAGAGGCUGAAGAGCAUUUGGCCUGGGCCUUUUCUAACUGCUUAAAAGAUAACAUUAAGGCGAGGAGGGAGAUCCUCGAGUGCCUAAUAGUCGUGAGGCUGCAACUAGGGAAAGUGCCGCCGUUCCCGCUUAUGGAAAAAUACAACCUUCCGCACUAUGCGCAGAUCGUGCGAUACAUCAUCACUGGAGAUGUGUCAAGAUACACCGACACAGUGCUGAAAUUUUUCUACGAGUUUGUCAAGGAGGGGACGGUCCUGUGUGUUGAGUUACUCAAGUAUCUGGCGUACAGGACGCUGAUCAGAAAAACAAAAACGUGGUGGAAUACAAAUGUGCCAUCUGCAAAGAAUAAUAUGCUCCCGGUUGGUGUUUUAACGGCUGCUGAAAAGUCACAAAUACCUACGACCUCAAACCUACAUAUGCUGUGCACAUGCUCAAACUUGAUUGUGAGGGGAUACAUCAAGGGAUACGUUUCAUGGGAGAAGGAAACCAUAGUGUUCAGCACUGUUCAGCCUUUUCCAAAGAUUAGCACGUGCUCCUUUAACUGA